This is a messenger RNA of Lactuca virosa, 803 nucleotides long. NCBI's taxonomy places the organism in Eukaryota, Viridiplantae, Streptophyta, Magnoliopsida, Asterales, Asteraceae. The record is from the annotation of a GenBank genome assembly.
AUGAAUGAUGAAUCCGAACAUACCGGAUCCUUAUUUCCUGGCCCAGAUCCGGAUAAAUUUGGACCAGAUUAUUUGCUGCCUCGUCCCAUUUCUCGGAUUCUCGCCGGAAGUCGACCACAUUGCCGUCUCUGGCCACUCCUUCUUAAAGUCCUUGAUCGGCGUCCAAUCGGAAAAAGAAAAUUAUGGAUGGAGAGACGCCUAAUUUCAAAAAAUGGAAUAUACUAUAUCCUCCACCUGAAAAUUCCUUUCGCUAUUGAGCUUGAUAAGGCAUAUCCACGGGACUUCAUGCAAGUAGGAAGGGUGAGGUUCAUUCUGAAAAGGUCGGAUGGGAGUUUAUACAACCAAGCUAUCACAUCUAAAAAACACCUGAUGCUUCAUGUUGCUGAAUUGGUUCCAAGACACCCUGGCAGGGGCAAGCGAACGGCGAAAAAAGUCCGCCAGUCGUCGUCGUCUCCGGUUUUUUUUAGUAUAAUGGGUGGUGGUAGGGUGGCUCAUCCGGUGUUGAAAGGGCCAAGUGUGGUGAAGGAACUGGUGAUUGGGGCAGUGCUUGGGUUGGCUGCUGGUGGUUUGUGGAAGAUGCACCACUGGAAUGAGCAGAGAAAAACAAGGGCUUUUUAUGAUCUUCUGGAGAAGGGUGAGAUCAGUGUUGUUGUUGAAGAAUGAAUGUUCCUUGUUGAUGUCUUUAUUAGUUAAUAUAUAAAUUGGAGAUGGUAGUUUGUGAUUUUAAUAAAACAUAAAAUUCUGCAUUGAAAUUGUACUCAAUUUUCACUGUUUUGUUAAAAAAAAUGUGGGGUUGCUGGAUC